AUGUUCAGGAACCAGUAUGAUACGGACGUAACGACAUGGUCACCGGCGGGGCGGCUGUUCCAGGUGGAGUACGCCAUGGAGGCAGUGAAGCAGGGUUCGGCAGCGAUAGGUCUGAGAUCGAAGAGCCAUGUGGUUUUGGCUUGCGUAAAUAAGUCCAACUCCGAGCUCUCGUCCCAUCAGAAGAAAAUUUUUAAGGUUGACGAUCACAUCGGCGUCGCCAUUUCCGGCCUUACCGCCGAUGGGCGUGUGCUGUCGCGCUACAUGCGUAAUGAGUGUAUUAAUUACUUCUAUUCGUACGAGUCGCAGCUUCCCGUUGGUCGUCUUGUCGUUCAGCUUGCCGAUAAGGCCCAGGUUUGCACGCAACGCUCAUGGAAACGGCCUUAUGGUGUUGGCCUGCUGGUUGGUGGCUUAGACGAGUCUGGCGCUCAUCUAUAUUACAACUGUCCAAGUGGUAAUUACUUCGAAUAUCAAGCUUUUGCAAUUGGAUCUCGGUCACAGGCUGCAAAAACAUACCUAGAGCGCAAGUUCGAAACUUUUAUGGAGUCUUCGCGGGAAAAUUUGAUCAAGGACGCACUUUUUGCCUUGAGGGAGACAUUACAAGGAGAGAAACUAACAAGCUCCACAUGCACAAUAGCUGUAGUAGGAGUUGGAGAGGCAUUCCGUAUAUUGGAUCAAGAAACCGUGCAAGCGCUAAUCAAUGAAUUCGAGAUAGCAGGUGAAGAUGCCCCUGCAGACGAGGCUGCUGCUCCAGAUCCAGCUGCUGAUUCGGAAUCCGGUGCUACUGCUGCCGAUCAGGUAACCCCCUCUGACCCAGACGUCACUCCAAUGGACAUGUGA
Molecule: messenger RNA, 837 nt
Organism: Fraxinus pennsylvanica
Lineage: Eukaryota; Viridiplantae; Streptophyta; Magnoliopsida; Lamiales; Oleaceae
Source: the annotation of a GenBank genome assembly